Molecule: messenger RNA, 1566 nt
Organism: Phanerochaete carnosa HHB-10118-sp
Lineage: Eukaryota; Fungi; Basidiomycota; Agaricomycetes; Polyporales; Phanerochaetaceae
Exons: 3
Source: RefSeq, a predicted model, not a curated record
UCCUUCCCUCCUUUCUCACUUCCAACAACGAGCUGCGCUCGUCUCACGUUCUCUGCUGCUGCUGGUCUCUGCCACUCUUUUUUCUCUCUUUCCGAUCCACGAACCUCUGCCACCAUGGUCUUUGUUCCCUCCCUUCUCCUCUUCGCUCUCUCUGCAUCCGCGGCGCCGAUGCUCAACAAGCGCAUCGACCAGGUGACCGCCGAUUCCACCACGAAGUGGGAGGCCGCCUGCACCGCAGCCGGAGGCGGCACCCAGUGCAACAACAUCGCCGUCCAGCAGUGCUUCCCCUCCCUGCUCGCCGCCGCCGGCCCGUGCGACCAGCAAAACGCGGCUGACGCCAUGGUCGACCUCGCGAAGCAACUCAACAACGACGCAGACAUGAUCACAUUCGCCCAGAUCUUUGCCCAGCAGCCCAGGAACUCGCCGACCUCGCAGAUGGUCCCAUACUGCCAACAGGCGCCAAAGAACGCCGAGCUCACCGGCGCGUUCCAGUGCCAGUUCAGCGGCACGAGCGCGACCGAGUUCGUCGGCGGCGUCGCGGUCGGCGGCGCCGGCACCAUUCCCUUUGGACAGACCCAGGCCGUCAACCCCCGCGGCUCCUGCCCCGCGAACCCGAAUGGGCCCGUCCCCGACGGCGAGCAGCUCACCGACAUCACCUCGGACCCGGGCAACGUCGGCACUGGUGCGGCGAGCUCGGGCAGCGGCAGCGGCUCUGCCAGUAGUAGUGCUGCUGCUGCGGCGCCGCCUCCUUCUGCUACCUCUGCAGCAGCCGCGACGGCGUCUGCGGCACCGACGACCGUGGACAACAGUGGCAGCGGCGGCAACGCUGCUCCGGCUUCGGCCUCGGCUUCGGCUGCGGCACCGCCGCCACCACCUGCGACGACGAGCACGGCAGCGGCGGCAGCAUCGUCGAGCUCGACGAGCUCCUCGGGCGACUUCCAGCUGCAGAACGGCAAGGACGCGCAGAAGCUGAACGCGUCGUUCCAGGACAUCUCGGCGAGCGACUCCUGCAGCGAGGGCUCGAUGGCGUGCGUCACGCAGAACGGCACCUCCGGCUUCGCGCAGUGCGUCAACGGCCAGUGGGCGAUCACCCAGUGCGCCGGCGGCCUCCAGUGCUUCGCGCUCCCGCUCGUCGCCAAGCCCGGCACGUCCAUCACCUGCGACAGCCAGGCCGACGCCCUCGCCCGCAUCGCCGCGACCGGCGCGACCGGCGGGCUCACCGGCUCCUCGUCGAACUAGAAGCGCUUUUUUUUUGUUGUUGCGCGCGCUCCGGGAUAGAAGGAGGGGGGUCCCCCCGCUUAAUUGUGUGUGCUGUGGAGGGGAGAGAAAGAGACAGCCGGCCCUGCAUGGUGCGGGGCAGAGGUGGAGGUGGAGGUGGAAGUGGGCAGCGCAGUGUGCGCGUCUGUGACGCGCCCCGGGCGGCAGUGAGGCGGUUGGUUUUGUUUUCUUCGUCUUUGAUGCUGGGUGUGUCCCCCCGCUGUAUCGAUAGCAUUUCCUCUGCACGCUCCGCAGCUACUUUUUGCAUAAUGAGAAAGACAAGGCUGCGAAGGAGAUUCAUUGUCUGUC